UCAUAAUCAGGGUGGUAUGUCUGUUAAGACUAUAAAAGUCUCAUGAUUCUGCUCAGCUAGCUCUGCAAACUCCUUUGAUUAUUCUGCUGUUUCACUACUGGGCGACCAGGACACCAGAAUGAGUACUGAAAAGUCUCCUGAGGAACUGAACAGGAUUUUUGAAAAAUAUGCAGCCAAAGAAGGUGAUCCCAACCAGUUGUCAAAGGAUGAACUGAAGCUAUUGAUUCAGGCUGAAUUCCCCAGUUUACUCAAAGGUCCAAACACCAUAGAUGAUCUCUUUCAAGAACUGGACAAGAAUGGAGAUGGAGAAGUUAGUUCUGAAGAAUUCCAAGUAUUAGUAAAAAAGAUAUCCCAGUGAAGGAGAAAACAAGAUAGCACCCUGAGCACCAAAAAAAGAGCACCUAUGCUGUGGUCUUACCCUAUGUGGAAUCCACCAGAGUCUCUGGUUUAAUUGUUUGCAAUUAUAAAGAUCUGGCUAUGAGGUUCAAUUAUUGUUAAUAAAUAAAUUAUUAGACAUA
Cebus imitator (Panamanian white-faced capuchin) is the source of this 518-nucleotide messenger RNA. RefSeq names its product S100 calcium binding protein G (gene S100G). Gene Ontology annotation, molecular function: calcium ion binding; transition metal ion binding. Lineage: Eukaryota; Metazoa; Chordata; Mammalia; Primates; Cebidae. The transcript is spliced from 3 exons. The coding region runs from base 119 to 358 and encodes 79 amino acids. Gene Ontology annotation, cellular component: cytoplasm. The record is from RefSeq and is a predicted model, not a curated record.